Messenger RNA from Triticum aestivum (bread wheat), 361 nucleotides. RefSeq lists its product as uncharacterized. The record is from RefSeq and is a predicted model, not a curated record. The coding region runs from base 34 to 336 and encodes 100 amino acids. NCBI's taxonomy places the organism in Eukaryota, Viridiplantae, Streptophyta, Magnoliopsida, Poales, Poaceae. The transcript has 2 exons.
UCACAGCCAGGGAGCUCUUACUGGCAUCAGCAGAUGGAACUAGGCGGCAACCUGUCGCAACCGUUCAUGCAUUCAGAGCAGUCACCCAUCCUUAGUGGUGGUGCUGAUUACUUUGAGGGCGACCGCGAGGAUGAUGACCAUGCUACAAACAUUUAUGGCUUCUCGCAGACAGUGUUUCACACUCCACCACCACCACCGACGCAGGAGACACAGACCGUGACAGACGAGGUUAACUAUGGUCGUGGUUAUCGCGAGCCUCGUCCACCGCCUCAGCGCUUAUCGCCUUCCGGUCCUCGCCCGAGGAAGACCCAGACUCGUCGCCGUCCCCCGCAGUGAUAUGCUUAUUAUCUAUGUAUGACUC